CUGCACUUGCCCAUCCUCACAGCGCGGAGUGCGGCACGGCGAGCUCUCUACCUGGAUGUAGAAGCAGACACGCCGCCCGCCAGCCCUGGACUUGUCUGCUCAUACCAACCUGGGUGUGUCGUCCCUCCCCCGCCGGGCGCCAUGAACCACACACGACCGCCUUCCCCGCCGUUGGCCGCGGCUCGCCCCAGGAAUUCGUCGUCGUCCAUCGCGUCCCAACAUGCCACCACCAGCAACUCGACGCUGGCAGGCCCCUCCAGCUCCAAGGCCCGCGGCAGCACUCCCAGCCGCUCGCCUGCCCAGGCUGCAGACGGACGCCCCGGCCGCGCAGCCAGCAAGGACAGCCUCAAGCAGAAGAUGGCGGCCAAGAUCCCAGAAGAGCCACCACGCCCAAGCAAAGCGGAUGAGCAACUCAAGGUGCUGCGUUCAGAGUUCGACAGCCUUCGCGCACAUCUCACAUGCAAGAUCUGCGACCGCCUGCUCUACCAGCCAUACACGAUAGCCUGCGGACAUACAUACUGCUACAGCUGCCUUUGCACGUGGUUCGUCAACAACAAGCAGCGCAAAACAUGUCCGGACUGCCGAACCGUGGUGACGCAUGUGCCCGCUCCGGCGUAUGUGAUCCGCGACAUGACCAGCGUUCUCAUCGGCCGAGCCGAGUUACUUCCCUCCGGCUCUGGCGAUACGAUAGAGCAGCACAAGCAAUGGCAAAAGGAAGAAGCUGAUGCUGUCCAACUAGACAAGGACAACACCGAUCCUCGCACAGGUGGUCUGUUCAAGGGAUGUUUCAAGUCUGCUCACGCACGAGGUCCUUCCCUGCAAGUAAUUCGCGACCAAGAAGAUGGAGUCGAACGCUGCCCUGUGUGCUCGUGGGAACUCGAGGACGGCGAAUGCGUUCAGUGUGGACUGUUCUUCGACGAGAACGGAGAGUUAACCUGGACCGACAGCUUCACUGGCUUCAGCGACAUGGACGAGAUGUCCGAGCAAGACCUGUCGGGCGAAGAUCUUGACGCCGAAAUGGACAUGGAAGAUCCGGAUUUCGAUCCCUAUGGACCACCUCCCGGCAAUUGGGAAGACUACUAUGGUCCAGACGAAGGCAACUUUAUGAUGCAACGUUUUCUCCAACAUGGCAUUCCACAGCAUGCCCCAUUCUCACGAAGGCCCAUGUCGCAUAGUGAGGCUGGCAGCAGGCGAUCAUACUCGCAAAGCAUCGUCUCUGAUCUUCUGCCCGAGGAGAUGGAUACCGUAGAAGAAGAGGACGAAGAAGACAUGGAGGAAGACUCUUCCAUGAACGACUUCAUAGACGACGACGAGGAUCAGUCAUCCGCAUCCGCCGGCGCCUCGUCAACCCCUGGCCAGACGCCUCAACCAUCAAAUUCCCAAACCAGAAUCAAUGCAAUCAAUCGGAGAGCUCGACGUGUCAUUGAAGAAUCGGAGACGUCCUCCACCAUUUCAAGCGUGAUCGAGGAGGAAGAGGAAGAGGAGGAGGAAGACGAAGAAGACCAGGGCCCAAUCCGCAGAGGUCAGAGAAACCGUGCUCAGACACGCGUUCUGAACCGCGCGAAUGGCUCAAGAGAACCAUCGGGUCCUCCGUCUUCCACAUCCACAGAUGUGUCCACUGAUGAUCUAGACGAAGAUACGCAGGCAUUGUUGCAAUCCCAGGGAUGGAUGCUACAGCACCAUGGGCCGGAUGAGAUGGGCGAGGAUGAUGAUAGCGAUGGGGGAAGAACGACGGUUGGGUCGUCGACUGUUGGGUGGGAUGCGACCGCGAUUUCCAAUGAUAGAGUCCGAAUGGGCGGUUCUCUGACACCUACUGCAGAUCGACCUCGACCCAAUAAUACGAUUCGCCCUCCUUCCCGUGUGGGCAACCCACUCCGGCGACAGGCCUCGGCCCUAUCUACCGCGAACGCCCAUUACGAGGAUGGCGAGGCCGACGAUGACGACUCCGAUGUAGACCAAGACGGGGACAUUACGAUGGCCAUAAAUUCCCUCCGUAACCGAAGGUCUCGAGCACAGCUACGCAAUGCUGCGGCCUUUGCCAACUUCAACAACCGUUAUUCGAAUCGUGGCUUACCCCAAGGCAACCCGAUCGAUGCGGAUGCUGAGGGUGAUUCGGAUCAUUCACAGGACGGUCGCCGACGAACGCGUCAACAGGCUUAUAACCCUCGCAUCAGUCGACUGUUCGCUGAUCACCUGGGCGCACUUCAGGAGAUCCAAGGUGGUCUGUUGGUGGACAUAGAACCUCGCUCAAUUACUCCAAUUGCUCGCCCGCGUACAUCGAAUCGAAACCGACCGAGUCCUGCGCAAGCGUAUUCUCCAUUCUUGCCUCCUGCACCAGUGCGCAUGCGCACGCCUCUCAUGAAUAAUACUGCAAAUCCUGCCUUGCCUCGCGCUCCAGCAUCUCCACCUAGACGGACAGCGCAUACGCCGAGCCUCUCCGAAGUCCUCCAUAGCGAAAACGCUGCAAACGCAAGCCGUUCUGCCUCCGUCACUUCCGGUAGCAGUUCUUCCGUGGUACUGACGCCUGGCACCUCGACGCCUACGUCGCAACAGUCUAACAGCACGGCAUCGCAACCUCAAGCUGGAUUGAGCAUCGACAUGGGACACCGUCCACCCAGCAGAGUGAACUCGCGUCCCCCUUCAGCUGCUGGACGACGCAAUUCGGCGGGUUUUUCGCCGGUGUAUCCCCAAUUUCCUCAUUCCAAUGUCGGUCUGAACAUCCAGGGUCGCAUCUUCCCUUCACAGGCGGGGAACCCAUGGGGUGCUUUCGUACAGCCUCGCAUCCGAAAUCUCAACUCGCGCCAGGUGCUCAGGGAACAAUCCUCGACCGCCACAUUGAGAGCCGUCAGUUCUCGAGCCAAUGUCCGAGAGCCUGCAGCUUCACCGCAAGCUCCAAGAACCCAAGCCUCGCGCAUCGACUUGCGUGCUCAGCCUUCUCGCCGCCGGCUCAAUACUCAGUCUUCUACACGAACUCUGCGAGCAAGCGAACACGCUCGGCCACCCCCAUCUCCCACUGCUGGGGCUGCGAGCGGUGGCGCACAACCUGCUUCGCGCCCCACGCGAUACACGCCCGAAGAGACGGACCGUCUUGCACGUGAGCUCAUCAACACCAGGAUGCAAGUAUUGAGACCACCCGGGCCGACACCUGCACGCAACAAUCCAUUUGUUCCAGGGUUCAGACGCCCGGCCAAUCCCUCUGAAGCGACAGCUGGUGCUACAAUAGCGUCAUAUCACACCAGGAGCAAUUCCAAUGAAUCCGCAACCUCUGGAGGCUCCUCGCAUACCACAACUUUGACGUCGUCCUCGCCUGGACUUACUCGCAGGCGAAGCAACCGUCACAUGGGUGUUGCGCCACCGGGCGUCUUGCCUGCGACUUCGAAUGGUACUUUCCCGACAGCGGCUUCGGGAUACUACGCUCGCCAGAGACAGAACUCUAUCGGUAGCUCCACUUCCGCCUUCGAUAUGCCCCUAGAUGCGAAUGCCCGAGGCAUGAGUCCGAUGUUGGCGACUUCCCUCAUCUAGCGGAUGAAGUUACAUGACCCAUGUUAACCAAUACUCUCGACCUCAGCCGAAUUUUCUUCACUUUCUUUUCCACAUUCUUUACUUACAUUGGGGUUUCUGGGCAUGGGAUCGGUAUGAGUAAGGAUCCAUCCGGAUUCAAUGAAGCGGACAUAUGAGUCACGAUUACUGGACGCCGUGGUAUGAAAUGAUACGGAGUUGAUUAUGUUGAAUGGCAUGGCAUCGGCGUCUCUCUAUUCGGCAUUAUACCACGGUAAUAGCAUCUCUGUCAUUAGCGGGCGUUGAUGAUACCAAUUCGAUCAUUUUGAGUGUGCUUGUCGCUUUGCAAUUGACAGCAUUGUGUUCCC
Messenger RNA from Paraphaeosphaeria sporulosa, 3866 nucleotides. RefSeq lists its product as uncharacterized. The transcript is spliced from 4 exons. Gene Ontology annotation, cellular component: nucleus. Gene Ontology annotation, biological process: proteasome-mediated ubiquitin-dependent protein catabolic process. The record is from RefSeq and is a predicted model, not a curated record. The coding region runs from base 142 to 3522 and encodes 1126 amino acids. Gene Ontology annotation, molecular function: metal ion binding; ubiquitin protein ligase activity. Lineage: Eukaryota; Fungi; Ascomycota; Dothideomycetes; Pleosporales; Didymosphaeriaceae.